Molecule: messenger RNA, 1436 nt
Organism: Passer domesticus (house sparrow)
Lineage: Eukaryota; Metazoa; Chordata; Aves; Passeriformes; Passeridae
Gene: NSDHL
Product: NAD(P) dependent steroid dehydrogenase-like
Exons: 8
Coding region: 124-1164 (346 amino acids)
Biological process (GO): steroid biosynthetic process
Molecular function (GO): 3-beta-hydroxy-Delta5-steroid dehydrogenase (NAD+) activity
Source: RefSeq, a predicted model, not a curated record
UCCGUGAGGGCGGUGGCAGCGAGAGGGGCCGGAGGGUCCGGGAGCCGGGAACGGAGCUGGGAACGGAGCUGGGAGCGGCGGGACAGGGCCGGGGACUCUGGCGGACAGUGCCUCACCCAAGCCAUGGCCACACGCCUCAGAUCGGCUGGCAGGAGCUGCACCGUGAUCGGGGGCUCGGGGUUCCUGGGGCGGCACAUGGUGGAGCAGCUGCUGGCCAGGGGCUACAGCGUCAACGUCUUCGACAUCCAGCAGAGCUUUGCCAGUGAGCAGGUGACCUUCUUCCUGGGGGACCUGUGUGACAAGGAGGCUCUGCUGCCAGCCCUGCAGGGAGUGUCUGUGGUGUUCCACUGUGCCUCACCAGCCCCUUCCAGUGACAACAGGGAGCUGUUCUACAAGGUGAAUUUCAUGGGAACCAAGGCAGUCAUUGAAGCCUGCAAAGAAGCUGGAGUGCAGAAAUUGGUGUUAACCAGCAGUGCCAGUGUAGUUUUUGAGGGCACAGACAUAAAAAAUGGCUCAGAAGAUCUCCCCUAUGCACAAAAACCUAUUGAUUACUACACAGAGACCAAGAUCCUGCAGGAGAAGGAGGUGCUCAGUGCAAACGACCCAGACAACAAUUUCCUCACCACUGCAAUCCGUCCCCAUGGAAUAUUUGGUCCCAGAGACCCUCAGCUGGUUCCCAUCCUCAUCCAGGCAGCGAGGAGUGGCAAAAUGAAGUUCAUCAUUGGGGAUGGAAAGAACCUGGUGGAUUUCACCUACGUGGAGAACGUGGUGCAUGGGCACAUCCUGGCUGCAGAAAAGCUGCACAAAGGCUCUCCCCUCUGUGGGAAGGCCUUUCACAUCACCAACGAUGAGCCAAUUCCCUUCUGGACAUUCAUGUCCCGCAUCCUGACCGGCCUGGACUACGACCCCCCCAAGUACCACAUCCCCUACUGGCUGGCCUAUUACCUGGCCCUGCUGCUGGCCCUGCUGCUGGCCCUGCUCAGGCCCCUGGUGACCAUCAAGGCCACCUUCACGCCCAUGAGGGUGGCCCUGGCUGGGACCUUCCACUACUACAGCUGUGAGCGGGCCAAGAGGGCCAUGGGCUACAGCCCCGUGGUCAGCCUGGACGAGGCCAUUGCCAGGACUGUGCAGAGCUACCCCGGCCUGCGCCGGGCCAGGGCCUGACAGCCCUGCCUGGAGCCCUGCUGCCUGCCUGCCACCACUUCUGACAGCUGGACUGGAGCAAGUGUCAGCAGGUCCCAGGAAAGAGGAGUUUUCCUGAACUCUCUGCUCCUCCUCCUCACCGUUCUGUGUGGGAGCUGUGCUGACAGUUUUGUUUCUUGGAUGUGACUUCUUGUUUGGAAACAGCUGCUGAACUCUCUGGGCUGUGAAUAAACACCCUGCUGUGCCCUCUUGGAUCCUGAGCAGGCACACCAGCAUUCCUGCUCCCCUCCCUC